AUGCCACUACCCGGCCCUCUUCCUUUCACAACCAUUUUCGUCGACUUUUUCCGCCUUCCUCUCCACCUUCGGCGCCUUACCGAGAAACAGCGCACAGCUAAAGGCACCCCGGUUUCCGUCACAGCGGAAUCCUCAAACACCUCUCCGGUCUCCAUUUCAUCACCGGUAUCGUCCUCAUCGUCUGCCGCUUCUUCGUGCGAUCAGCGCACUUCUUCUCACUUCCCUUCCUCUUCUCUUUCCCUCCAUCCGUUUGGUCCUUCCUCUUGUGCAUCUUCCUGUCCUUGGGCGCCGUCGUCGCUGCCGUCGUCUCCGUCUCCGCCCGCCGGCCAGUCUGCGCUUCUUCCCUCGAACGCGCUGUCGUCCCACAACAAGAGUGAGCAGCGAGAUCAAGAAGUCGAGAGACGAGAAUCCGAGGUAGACCGACGAUGCGCGCAAAAAACGGAAAACGGUGAAUCGCGAGGACGAGGCGGAAGAGACAGACUAGAUAGCCGAAGAAGCGUCGGCAGAGAAGGAGAAACACGCGUGCCAAGCGGAGGAACAGACAAGGGUGGAGAAGGACGAGGAGAGACCGCUGGAGAGAGGAAAGAAGAACGAUGCCUUCCAAAUGGGAAGGAAAAACCAGGACCAAAUGCUGGUUUCGACGGGAAAGGCCCGCUGGGUCAAGGGGUAGGAGCAGAGGAAGAGAAGCGGACAGGAGGGAAUGCCGAGUUUCACUUCUAUUCGGACAACCCGUGGGUCUUCCUGCUUUCUCAUCUCCACGCUGAUCACAUCGGUGGCCUGCAUGGCCGCUGGCAAGACGGGUCCAUCUUCUGCUCCCCCACCACCCGGCGUCUCCUUCUUCUUCGUUUUCCUGCUCUCGCCUCUCGCGUUGCCGCCCUCGAGCUCUACCGAGUCUAUCGCUUCUUCUUCCACUCCGAAAGAUCGAAAGCGAGGACUGACCCUGCCCAGCCGGCGAACAGAGACAGCUCUGUACAUACACCAGGCGGAGACAGAGGGGAGUCGAGCGCCGGCUGUUCCCGGGAAGACCGAUGCGACAGCGCCAGCGUUCCUUCGGUCCAUCCACCGGAUGCAAAGGACCCAACAACUGGAGACGCGAACGAGAACGCGCGCGGGUCCUUGACAAAGAAAGCAAGGCCCCAGGAAGAUGCGACCGAGGAAAGAAGAGACGGGAGCUACCUCGUGGAGACGGCCGAGAAUGGAGGCCGCGAAGAUGUUUCGAAGGAGCGAGACGGAACGCACACGAAUGAUGACUCCCUUUGCGUUCAGAUUAUGCUCGUCGACGCCCACCACUGCCAAGGGGCUGUUCUCUUUGUCCUUCAAUCGCCUGCCUUUGGGGUGUAUGUACACACGGGAGACCUCAACUGCAAUCCGGACACAGUUGAUAGGAUCAUUCGCGACAUAAAAUGCGCAGUUCUUGCACUUCGUUGUGCCGAUGAGAACACCCCGAGUCUCUGCCCCUCGCCGACUCCGUUUGCCGCCGGCGGAGACGAAACCCAUUUCUUUCAUGGCGGGACGGGAAAUGAUGUAGAGCUUGUCUGCGGAAAAACCGUCUAUACACCAGCGACAUCAAGAGCCCCCCCGUCCGUGAUGGAACCGUCGACCUCCUCUUCUCUCUCUUCUUCCUCUCUCCCGUCUUCUCUCUCAUCUUCGUAUGUCUCGUCUUCUGUGGGCUCUCUGUCUGUUGAGGCUUCUCACGAGGAACGCGGGCAGGGAUUGGAUGGCUUCGAUUGUUCGAGUUUCGAUGCCGCACACGUAGAUCACCUGUUUCUCGACAACACUUAUCUUCACCCUGUCUUUGAUUUUUCGUCUUCCCGCGACAGCUUCUCCCGACUCGUUUCCUGCGUCCGCUCGCUUGUUUGCAUUCUCUCCUCGCGGGGCACUUUCCACCGAGAACAAAGGGCUCGACCUUCGCCCGCUGGUUCUUCCCCUAUUCCUUCGGUUUCUCCCUCGUCUCCAGCUUCUCUUUGGCUUCUGAUCGGCACGGAUUCACUGGGGAAGGAAGACCUGCUGGCGGCUCUCUCGCAGAAGCUCGGAGUCCCAAUCAGCGUUUCAGUUGCGCGCUUCGAAGCGAUGAAGGUGUAUCUCCAGCCUUCUGUUUUGUCUGCUCACUUUCGACGAGGUCUGCCCGCAGAACUCGAGCGGGCUCUGGCCUGUCAGCAGGGACGCGCGUCUUCUGCCUCGCGGCGUCGACAGAGUGGACGCAGUGCAUGCGAGGCGAGACUUCUGCAUUUCCAGAGCAGGUCGGGAGACACUCGCCAGCCCGCCGCCGAUUCGAUGCGGGGCGCCUCAAGACCCGGGAAAACGGAAUCCAGCGGAUGCUGUCCCUGCCUCCCCUGUCUCGCGUGCUCGUCUUGCACGGCGUCGGUGGAAACGCAAGGGAGCAACACAGGCACAGGAAGGGAUGCAAUCCGAGAAACUGAGGGAGAAGGCGAAAGAGAGAUUGGGCGGGAGGAAGGAGAGGAAGAGAGAGAGGAAGGAAGGGAGGACGAAGGAGAGACAUCGGCGGCAGGAGAAGCACAACCGAGGCAAACGGAGGACGAGCGUGGGACGGCCGCUGGUCGUGGGAAAGGAGCAUACAGAGGGCAGGAAGACGGGAAGACUGAGGGGUUUGGACUGCGGGUUUUCGGUGUAAGCCGACACCUGCUGCGCCGGUGUGUCAUUUGUCUCCACAACCAGUGGAAAUCUGCAGUGUACAGACACCGGAGCUCAGCUCGGACACAGAGAAUGGAAACGCGGAAUCUGCGCCAGGCUGACGAAGAGAUCCUCUCGCGUACUGUCGUGGGCGUCUUCUGUUCAGAGCAUGGCUCCGUGCAGCUGUGUGCAAGCCUGCCGGAACCGAGUUUGCGCCUGAAUGUUAGCCGAACGGAACUGGCGUUCUUGAUGGCUGAGAGAGAAGAAGCACCAGGCGAUUUGGCGCUGACUGUGGGGGAUUUGCUUAUGGAAGACGAUUUUGUUCAAGAGUUUUCCCAAGAACUACGGCAGUCCGUCUCGGUCUCGAGGGGAGAGGUAGCGCUGCCCACGGCCUACUCUCCAGGAGCACCCUACGACGGCGACGAGGGCGUGCAGCUCUUCAUGGAGGCAUGUGACGUCUCCUCUGUCUUUCUGGCUGCAGGCCGCACGUGCAUUUCGGCUGCCAGUGCGCGGCAGAAAAAAACGUCCAGGAACCAAGUCCACGCAGCUAAGAAGAGGAUGACACUGCGCCGCGAUUGCCGAGAAGCCGAGGCGCUGGCCUGUCCUCGCCACGGCAGUUUGGCCGCGAAGCAGCGAGAACUGUUGGAACGCGACAGGGGCUCUGGAGCGCCUCCACCGCGGGCGUUCGUCCACUGUAUAGACGCUGAGACGAGCUUUUCCUUUUUUGGCGCAAAUGAACGACGCAAGAGAAACGGGCGAGCGAGAGAGGGAGGGAGAGAAGCGAGAAACAAAGGACGUGCCGGAGUGCGUCGUCCCGCCUCGAAAAUGCGUCAGUCGUCGCAUGCAGGGGAAAGGACUGCUCAGGAAAAAGUGAACUGCCUUCGUGCGCCUCCACCACCUGGACUCUUCUCCAGUUUAACCUUUCCCGCUGGGACGAAUCCAGGCAAUGUGCGGUCCGGUUUUCGUGACUGGCCCUGCCAUGGUGCGACGCUCUUCCUCCCAAAGCUGACCCGAACGAAGAGACUGUGCACCAUGACGAGAAUGCAAGUGCAAAGACAUUCCUGCACGCACGUGCACAAAUGCCGUAGACAUAUAUAUAUAUAUAUAUAUAUAUAUAUAUAG
Neospora caninum is the source of this 3753-nucleotide messenger RNA. RefSeq lists its product as hypothetical. Gene Ontology annotation, biological process: protection from non-homologous end joining at telomere; double-strand break repair via nonhomologous end joining; interstrand cross-link repair. The record is from RefSeq and is a predicted model, not a curated record. Bases 1 to 3753 code for a protein of 1250 amino acids. NCBI's taxonomy places the organism in Eukaryota, Apicomplexa, Conoidasida, Eucoccidiorida, Sarcocystidae. The transcript is spliced from 4 exons. Gene Ontology annotation, molecular function: 5'-3' DNA exonuclease activity; damaged DNA binding.